UUGAAUCACCUAUUCCCUGGGCAGUCGAUCAAUGACUGUCAUCCAAUCAUUGCCCUGACCCGACUGUCCUAAAGCCAUAUUAAUAAUUAAUUUCAAAUGGAGGAGUACAACCGGGAACCGUGCCCCUUUCGCAUCAUCGAGGACUGCGGUGGCGCCUUCGCCAUGGGUGCUGUCUGUGGGGGAAUGUUCCAGGCCAUCAAGGGAUUCCGCAACGCCCCCUCGGGUUUCGGACACCGCAUUGCCGGAAGUGUGGCAGCGGUUAGAGCUCGAUCGGCCCGCGUCGGCGGCAACUUUGCGGUGUGGGGAGCCACAUUCAGCGCCAUUGAUUGCACCCUGGUCUACUAUCGCCAGAAGGAGGAUCCGUGGAACUCGAUCAUUAGUGGAGCGGCGACUGGGGGCGUCUUGGCGGCCAGGACAGGCUUGACCUCCAUGAUGAGCAGUGCCUUGGUGGGCGGCAUUAUUUUGGCCUUGAUUGAGGGCGUGGGCAUUGCCGUGGCCAGAUUCUCGGCAGAUAACUAUCGCCAGAUGUCACCCGUAGAGCGGUACGAACUUUUCAAGCAACAACAGUUCCAGCUCCAACAACACCAGCAGCCAUCAGGAUUCACCUCCUUUUGUAGCGACUUCCCGGAGGUGAAUCCAUCAUCGAUGUAGAAUUAUAUGCUGCGUCAUCGAUCAGUCGGCUAUCCAUCCGCGAUCCAUGGAUUCGACGAACGCAUACAAAUUUGAUACCCAGAUUCUUUUGAUUGUUCAACGACAACGCCUCCAAAUCGGCGACUGGCGGCAUUCCGAUUUCAAUUAAAAUUCAUUUGUCGUACAUUGCAAGUUUUAGAAUUGUUAAUAUA
Molecule: messenger RNA, 842 nt
Organism: Drosophila ananassae
Lineage: Eukaryota; Metazoa; Arthropoda; Insecta; Diptera; Drosophilidae
Gene: Tim17b1
Product: probable mitochondrial import inner membrane translocase subunit Tim17 1
Exons: 2
Coding region: 97-651 (184 amino acids)
Biological process (GO): protein import into mitochondrial matrix
Cellular component (GO): TIM23 mitochondrial import inner membrane translocase complex; mitochondrial inner membrane
Molecular function (GO): transmembrane protein transporter activity
Source: RefSeq, a predicted model, not a curated record